Molecule: messenger RNA, 1732 nt
Organism: Arabidopsis lyrata subsp. lyrata
Lineage: Eukaryota; Viridiplantae; Streptophyta; Magnoliopsida; Brassicales; Brassicaceae
Product: putative glucose-6-phosphate 1-epimerase
Exons: 8
Coding region: 534-1487 (317 amino acids)
Biological process (GO): carbohydrate metabolic process
Molecular function (GO): carbohydrate binding; isomerase activity
Source: RefSeq, a predicted model, not a curated record
AGUUGAGUUCAGUUUCCGCCAUUUCUAUCUGAAAGCAAUGCACGUAGCCUCGUCGUCCAUCUCCUUAAAUUCACCAAUUAAUUAAUCUCUUCCUUUAAAGAUAAACUCUCAAGUUCAUCAAACUGUUUCCAUAAUCUCUUCUUCUUCAACUAGUUUAUUCUUUUGUUCAGAUCCCAUUUAAUAAAGCAAACCUGAGAUUUUUUUUUUUAUAUUUAUUUAAUUCCCAUAUAUAAAUUGAAAAAAUGAGAGUUAUCUUAUAGUAUUAUUAAUCUACUAAAGAUCAAGAUAGCUGUUUUGCUUUCUCUAUCGCCAUGUGUUCUUCUUCUUCUUCUUCCUCUCUUUUUUUUUAAAAUGUUUUUAUUUUUCUUGAGUGGAGAGAGUAAGUACUAAAUGAAGCUAUAGAUAGAUUUCCAGAUCUAAUAAACGUCGUGUUCAUGAGAUUUUUGUGAGAAAGGAAAAGCUCUUUUGUCGUUUUUUGGCUGUCAAAAAUCAGAAAUUCUUAUUCUGAAAAUUCAAAGAAGAAGAAGAAGAAAAUGGGUCAUUACGCAACAGUGUGGGAUCAAAAAGAAGCAAGUGAGAUAAUCAAAGAUUGGAAUGGCGUUGACCAAGUCCUUCUCAGAAACCCACAUGGUGCUUCUGCCAAGAUUAGUUUACAUGGAGGACAAGUGGUUUCAUGGAGGAAUGAACAAGGAGAAGAGCUUCUUUUCACCAGCAACAAGGCUUUAUUCAAACCUCCAAAAUCAAUGCGUGGAGGGAUUCAGAUUUGUUAUCCUCAGUUUGGUGAUUGUGGAUUACUGGAUCAACAUGGGUUUGCAAGGAACAAAAUUUGGGUUAUCGAUGAGAAUCCACCUCCACUUUACUCAAACGAAUCCACUGGAAAAUCCUUUGUUGAUCUUCUUUUGAAACCAUCAGAAGAUGACUUAAAGCUAUGGCCUCAUAGUUUCGAGUUCCGUCUCAGGGUUUCGCUUGCUGUAGAUGGCGACUUAACCUUAGUUUCUAGGAUUAGAAACAUCAAUGGCAAGCCCUUUAGCUUCUCAUUUGCAUAUCACACUUACCUCUCUGUCUCUGACAUAAGUGAAGUGAGAAUUGAAGGGUUGGAAACAUUGGACUACUUAGACAACCUCAGCAAAAGAGAGCUUUUGACAGAACAAGGCGAUGCAAUAACCUUUGAAUCCGAGAUGGACCGGACUUACCUUAGAUCACCAACGGUAGUUGCAGUUCUCGAUCAUGAACGGAAAAGAACAUAUGUUAUCGGAAAAGAAGGUCUUCCAGACACUGUGGUGUGGAAUCCAUGGGAGAAGAAAUCGAAAACAAUGGCGGAUUUUGGGGAUGAUGAGUACAAAACCAUGCUUUGUGUGGAUGGUGCAGCAGUUGAGAGACCGAUCACUUUGAAGCCAGGAGAAGAAUGGACCGGCCGGCUAAUGUUGACCGCGGUUAAAUCCAGUUUCUGCUUCGAUCAACUCGAACUACAGAGCAAAGGAUUCUGACUCUACUCUGCAGUUUCUGCAGCUUUUUUUGUAAUGCAACAGUGGAAGAGCAGAGGCACCGUUUCUAUUAAUUCUCUUUAUUUUGUUGAUUCUCGUUUUCUCACAGUAGAGCUUAUGAGCUGGUGAUUUCUCAGACCAGUCUCGUGAUGUAGGGACAGUAAAAGCCUCUGGUCUUUUUUUUUCCUCGGCUUAAUGUAAGAAUGUGUGUACAAGGUGUGUUCAAUCCGACUUCUCAUUCAAAUGAA